Messenger RNA from Anopheles marshallii, 774 nucleotides. RefSeq names its product histone RNA hairpin-binding protein (gene Slbp). The transcript is spliced from 5 exons. Gene Ontology annotation, cellular component: histone pre-mRNA 3'end processing complex; cytoplasm. Gene Ontology annotation, biological process: mRNA 3'-end processing by stem-loop binding and cleavage; mRNA transport. The coding region runs from base 1 to 774 and encodes 257 amino acids. NCBI's taxonomy places the organism in Eukaryota, Metazoa, Arthropoda, Insecta, Diptera, Culicidae. Gene Ontology annotation, molecular function: histone pre-mRNA stem-loop binding; mRNA binding. The record is from RefSeq and is a predicted model, not a curated record.
AUGUCUGCAUCAAGUGCAGUACAAACGAAUUUCAGUAGUAACAUUAAUUUCACGGCAAGCUGGUACGAACCAACACCGGAAGAAGAAGAAAAGGCAGCAAAAAUGUUGCGAUCGGAGCGCGAAAAGUCGUGCGAAACUGCAUCGCCGAAAGGAACAGACCAAGGGGAAGGCCAAAAUCCGGAAGUGCAAUCGACUGAAAUGUCCGUCCUGUAUAAAGCAUCCAAUGGACGACAAAUCGAGAUCGAUAUUCUGGAUUCGGCCAAUGUAAAGAAGUACGAAAAGUUGGUACAGAAUGAACUCAUAAAAUCUCCCUUCAAGCGACGUUUGUCCGGCGAGUCGAGCAGUGAAGAAACCGAUGAGAAAACGACCCCUGGGAUGGAUCCCGAUGCAGAUGGGGAAGUAGAGGGUCAACAAAGUGGUGGCCAGUGGAAACGAAGCAAAAGGCACGAGAAUGAUCACGGUAGUUGGCGCUUGCGGCGCGAAAGUUCCAGCUCCGGUGCGUCUAGUCAGAACAGCCGCAAGCAGCUAGAGUAUGAAACGGAUGAGGCCGUGCUGGUCCGUCGUCAGAAGCAGAUCGAUUACGGCAAGAAUACGCUGGGUUAUGAGAACUAUAUCCAACAAAUACCAAAUAGACAUGAACGCACCAAGGAGCAUCCCACAACACCGCAAAAGCAUCUGAAAUACAGUCGCCGUGCAUGGGACGGGCUGAUACGGGUUUGGCGUAAGCAGUUGCACUGCUUUGAUCCCAACAACACCCUCGAAGAAAACGCCUGA